CAUACAGUAGAUAGUGGAUUUCGGGAGAGAGAGAACAUUUUAGCAGGGGACUAAUAUUUUACUCUGAUUCUAGAAAAAGGAGUAUUUUUAUCUAUUUAUUUUUGUUUCGUUUUUUGCUGUUUUUAAGGUCCAUUUAAAUUUGCAGAAUAUCAGCGCUAUAAAUUUCUUCCAAUAAAGUCAAACGGGCCAUAGUGUCAUUUUUGGGGCGCGGUGGGGGCCAGAAGCUCCUCUCAGUCUAUCCUCUCUGAGGUCCCCGCUGUAAAUAUCUGGGAACCUUUGAACCACUCCCCAUUCCUGUCUUCAGCUGAUCCACUAUGGCCACGUCUCCCCUCAAAGACUUCCUCGUUGCCCAUUUAAUGCCGGAAAAAUGCUAUACGGAGUUUUUCGUCAACUUUCACCUACACGUGCCGUGCAUAAAGUUUGUACUAAACAGGAUUGCCGGAUUUUCGAUCAUACUGGACACAUUUCUGGCACAGCUGCUCCAGCUACUGAAGAUACUAUGGAGACAAAGUGUAGAAGGCUUGUGUCUGUCCUCUGUCCUUUUGCAGCUUUAUGCUUUCUCAUGUCCUGUUGUGUAUGCCAUGGCCAACAACUUCCCACUUUUUGCCUGGGCUGAGAGACUCUUCAUAUUGGCCCAAACAGCAGCAAUAGCCUUCCUCACCCUGCAUUACCAUGGACAAACCCUUACAGGAAUCCUGCUCCUCUUGGGUGUCGGCGGCGUAACAUACCUCCUCGGCUCCUUUGCAGCGGCGUCAGUCGUUUCACUGAUGCAAGCCUCCAGUUUGGCAGCUUUAAUUGCAAGCAAGGUACUCCAGAGCUUAACUAACUACCGCAAUGGCCACGCAGGUCAGCUGUCCACUCUGUCAGUGUUCCUGUCAUGGGCAGGGUCUCUGAGUGUUCUCUAUGUCUCUCUACAGGACACAGGAAGCUUCUUUUCUAUUCUGUCACACGUGCUGUCGACCUGUCUCAGUUGUGUCCUGCUGGCCCAGGUCCUCCGCUCCAGAAGUAGCACUGACACUACUGCAAAGAAGAGGGCGUAGAAGUGACAGUGACAAAAUCAACGCUCACAUCAUGUGCACGUCAAGUCCAUAUGAUGACGUCAAGUGAAAAGUAGCCCAAACCUUAUGUUUACAAGGUCUUUUUCACUACUGUGACUGAUCCAAUCUGUAAAGAUUUGCUUUACAACAAGUCAUGUGCUGUUUGUUUGGAAAAGGGGAUAAGGGAAUAAAAGGUCUUUUGUUGCCCUCUA
Messenger RNA from Mugil cephalus (flathead mullet), 1249 nucleotides. RefSeq names its product mannose-P-dolichol utilization defect 1 protein-like. Bases 315 to 1040 code for a protein of 241 amino acids. Gene Ontology annotation, biological process: oligosaccharide biosynthetic process. The transcript has 7 exons. The record is from RefSeq and is a predicted model, not a curated record. NCBI's taxonomy places the organism in Eukaryota, Metazoa, Chordata, Actinopteri, Mugiliformes, Mugilidae.